This is a messenger RNA of Huiozyma naganishii CBS 8797, 603 nucleotides long. Its product is annotated as 60S ribosomal protein uL13. Gene Ontology annotation, cellular component: cytosolic large ribosomal subunit; ribosome. Bases 1 to 603 code for a protein of 200 amino acids. The record is from RefSeq and is a predicted model, not a curated record. Lineage: Eukaryota; Fungi; Ascomycota; Saccharomycetes; Saccharomycetales; Saccharomycetaceae. Gene Ontology annotation, molecular function: mRNA binding; structural constituent of ribosome. The transcript has a single exon. Gene Ontology annotation, biological process: negative regulation of translation; translation.
AUGUCUACGUUUGAACCAGUUGUUGUCGUUGACGGUAAGGGCCAUUUGGUCGGUCGUUUAGCCUCCAUUGUUGCCAAGCAAUUGCUGGAAGGUCAAAAGAUUGUCGUUGUCAGAGCCGAGGCUUUGAACAUCUCUGGUGAGUUCUUCAGAAACAAGUUAAAGUACCAUGACUACUUGAGGAAGUCCACCGUUUUCAACAAGACCAGAGGUCCAUUCCAUUUCAGAGCCCCAUCCAGAAUCUUCUACAAGGCUGUCCGUGGUAUGAUCUCGCACAAGACUGCCCGUGGUAAAGCCGCUUUGGAAAGAUUAAAGGUUUUCGAAGGUAUCCCACCUCCAUACGACAAGAAGAAGAGAGUCGUUGUUCCAAACGCCUUGAGAAUCUUGAGAUUGAAGCCAGGUAGAAAGUACACCACUUUGAGCAAAUUGUCCUCCUCCGUCGGGUGGAAGUACGAGGAUGUUGUUGCCAAAUUGGAAGAGAAGAGAAAGGUCAGAUCUGCCGAGUACUACGCCAAGAAGAGAUCUUUCAACAAGAAGGUUCUUGCUGCCAACGGUGCCGCCGCCGAGUCCGACGUUGCCAAGCAAUUGGCUACCUUCGGUUACUAA